Messenger RNA from Hirundo rustica (Barn swallow), 8705 nucleotides. RefSeq names its product neurexin 1 (gene NRXN1). The record is from RefSeq and is a predicted model, not a curated record. Lineage: Eukaryota; Metazoa; Chordata; Aves; Passeriformes; Hirundinidae.
UAGGAAAAAAAAAACCAGUAGAGGAAAAUCAACCCCCUGGAUCUUAGCCUUGGCCUUUUUCAAGCAAAGAGAAGAAGAGCUGCCAGGCUUUGCAUGUCAAGUAGCCACUCGGCUGUUUGACAGCUUCUGGGUUUCAACCCCGUUGGGAUUCAGGCAGCUCAAGCAACCACGAGCGAUGACUCCUGUCAUCUGCUGACACUGCUCUAGCACCAUGGCAGACAAGCUGUGAUAUGACAAGAGGAUCCAUCCUAGGGAGGCAGUGUUGGGAUCCAUAACUGGCUUCCUGGGAAACUACAGCUGGUGGAGAGGAUGUAAAAAAAAGGCACGCAUGUCCCAGGAUAUGCUACACAACCUUUCUGAGCUGGUGGAUCCACUUGGAGGAGAGUUUUGCCACUGAUCUGGGUUUUUUUCCCGGUUUGGUAAUGUUGGCUUUGGGGGGAAUUUCUGCUGACUCACCCACCCCUGGACACCUUUUGCAGAGCGUGGCCGGCCAGUGAAGAGACCCAACGGCGCCUUACCCUCACUGCGGGUCCCCUCUGGUGGCCCCUGGAACCAUCUUGUGCCCAACGCCAUCCCGUGGGGCAGCUGCAGCCCCCCGCCCCGGGGAGUCUCCCACAGUGACCCCCGCACCCGGGGCGGGGGUGAGCGUGCCUGAGGCUUCCAGCGCGGCCGGCGCGCGGCAAGAUUUUACCCUGUCUGCCGCCGGGGCCCCGGUGCCGCCCCCCGCCAGCCCUGCCGCCCCACUCACCCGCCCCAGGCCACGCAGGAUGGGGGCGGUGCUGGUGCGGCGCGGGGGCUGCCUGCUGCUCUGGCUGGCCCUACUGCUGGGCUGCUGGGCUGAGCUGGGCAGUGGGCUGGAGUUCCCGGGUGCGGAGGGCCAAUGGACCCGCUUCCCCAAAUGGAACGCCUGCUGCGAGAGCGAAAUGAGCUUCAACAUGAAGACACGCAGCUCCAGUGGGCUGGUGCUCUACUUUGAUGACGAGGGUUUCUGUGACUUCCUGGAGCUCAUCCUCACCCAGGGAGGGCGGCUACAGCUCAGCUUCUCCAUCUUCUGUGCCGAGCCUGCCACCCUGCUCUCAGACACGGCUGUCAACGACAACCUCUGGCACGCUGUUGUCAUCCGCCGCCACUUCAAGAACACGACGUUGAUCAUUGACCGAGCUGAGGCCAAGUGGGUGGAGGUGAAGUCCAAACGGCGGGACAUGACUGUCUUCAGUGGGCUCUUCCUAGGGGGACUCCCGCCAGAGCUGCGGUCAGCAACACUAAAGCUGACGCUCUCCUCUGUCAAGGACCGGGAGCCCUUCAAGGGCUGGAUAACAGACGUGCGGGUGAACUACACAGAAGCAUCGCCGGUGGAGAGCCAGGAGGUGCGGCUGGAUGAUGAGCAGAGCCGGCUGUGCGCCAGGGACGACAUCUGCCUCAACGGGGGUGUCUGCUCGGUGCUCAACGACCAGGCCGUGUGUGACUGCUCCCAGACGGGCUUCCGAGGGAAGGACUGCAGUGAAGAAGACAACUAUGUGGAAGGUCUGGCGCACCUGAUGAUGGGCGACCAAGGUAAAAGUAAAGGAAAAGAAGAAUAUAUUGCGACAUUCAAGGGAUCAGAAUACUUCUGCUAUGAUUUAUCUCAGAACCCCAUACAGAGUAGCAGUGAUGAAAUAACUCUGUCAUUUAAAACACUUCAGAGGAACGGACUGAUGCUUCACACAGGAAAAUCAGCUGAUUAUGUCAAUCUUGCACUGAAAAAUGGAGCUGUCUCCUUGGUCAUUAAUUUGGGCUCAGGGGCCUUUGAAGCACUGGUGGAACCUGUGAAUGGGAAAUUUAAUGACAAUGCCUGGCAUGAUGUGAAAGUAACCAGGAAUCUGCGUCAGCACUCAGGCAUUGGACACGCUAUGGUGACAAUAUCAGUGGAUGGAAUUCUGACCACAACGGGAUACACGCAAGAAGACUACACCAUGCUGGGCUCUGAUGACUUUUUCUAUGUUGGAGGCAGUCCUAGCACAGCAGACCUCCCAGGGUCACCAGUCAGUAACAACUUUAUGGGCUGUCUCAAAGAGGUUGUGUAUAAAAAUAACGAUGUCAGGUUGGAACUGUCUCGACUUGCCAAGCAAGGAGAUCCUAAAAUGAAGAUUCAUGGGGUUGUAGCAUUUAAAUGUGAGAAUGUUGCAACCUUAGAUCCAAUCACAUUUGAAACACCAGAGUCUUUCAUCUCUCUGCCAAAGUGGAAUGCCAAGAAAACAGGCUCAAUAUCAUUUGACUUUCGUACAACUGAGCCAAAUGGCCUGAUUCUUUUCAGUCAUGGGAAACCAAGGCACCAAAAAGAUGCCAAACAUCCACAGAUGGUGAAGGUUGAUUUUUUUGCCAUUGAGAUGCUUGAUGGCCACCUCUACCUACUGUUAGACAUGGGAUCAGGUACUAUUAAAAUAAAAGCCUUGCAGAAGAAGGUGAAUGAUGGUGAAUGGUACCAUGUGGAUUUUCAGCGGGAUGGGCGGGUCAGUGCAGCUUCAAAUACUAAUGAGAGACAGAAUUGCCAUGUAGCAGUUCCACAGGACAGCUUUUAUUGUCCUGCGAAGGGUGGCCAGGGAUGGCAUCUCCAUCCUGAGCCAGGGACGAUAUCUGUGAACACAUUACGUACUCCAUACACUGCACCAGGGGAAAGUGAAAUCCUUGACUUGGAUGAUGACUUGUAUCUUGGAGGCUUACCAGAAAAUAAAGCAGGCUUGGUCUUCCCAACAGAAGUGUGGACAGCACUCCUCAAUUAUGGAUACGUUGGCUGCAUUAGAGAUUUAUUUAUUGAUGGUCAAAGCAAAGAUAUUCGACAGAUGGCUGAAAUUCAAAGCACAGCUGGAGUAAAACCCUCAUGCUCAAGAGAAACUGCAAAGCCUUGCCUUAGCAACCCCUGUAAAAACAAUGGUGUGUGCAGGGAUGGGUGGAACAGAUAUGUGUGUGAUUGCUCUGGCACAGGGUACCUUGGCAGAUCAUGUGAAAGAGAGGCAACAAUUUUAAGCUACGAUGGAAGUAUGUUUAUGAAAAUACAGCUUCCUGUUGUGAUGCACACAGAAGCCGAAGAUGUUUCUUUAAGGUUCAGGUCUCAGCGAGCUUAUGGCAUUUUAAUGGCAACAACCUCCAGAGAAUCUGCAGAUACCCUUCGGUUGGAGCUGGAUGCAGGACGAGUUAAGCUAACGGUCAACCUAGACUGUAUCAGGAUUAACUGUAAUUCCAGCAAAGGCCCAGAAACCCUUUUUGCUGGCUAUAACCUCAAUGAUAAUGAGUGGCACACAGUGCGUGUGGUACGGAGAGGAAAAGGUUUAAAGUUAAUGGUGGAUGACCAGCAGGCCCGUGACAGAUUAGCUUUACGCUCAGCAGAUUUCAGGCUUCUUGUUCUGCAGCAGUCCUUGCAUGACAGAGAGAAUUCAAAGGCAUCUGUGGGGCUUGCUUUUGGCUACCUUUCUGAUACACUAACACGUGUUUUCUUAUUGCUGUUUAAAGGUCAAAUGGCUGGCGAUCACACACGACUGGAAUUCCACAACAUAGAAACAGGAAUAAUAACAGAACGGCGCUACCUGUCUUCUGUGCCUUCUAAUUUUAUUGGGCAUCUACAGAGUCUCACGUUUAAUGGCAUGGCAUACAUUGACUUAUGUAAAAAUGGAGACAUCGAUUAUUGUGAGCUAAAUGCAAGAUUUGGGUUCAGGAACAUCAUAGCUGACCCUGUAACCUUUAAAACAAAAGCAAGUUAUGUUGCACUGGCCACGCUACAAGCGUACACAUCUAUGCACCUUUUUUUCCAGUUCAAAACCACCUCCUUGGAUGGACUGAUACUUUUUAACAGUGGCGAUGGAAAUGAUUUCAUUGUGGUUGAAUUAGUAAAAGGGUAUUUGCACUAUGUGUUUGACUUGGGAAAUGGUGCUAACCUUAUCAAGGGAAGUUCUAAUAAACCUCUGAAUGACAACCAGUGGCACAAUGUCAUGAUAUCAAGGGAUACCAACAACCUGCACACUGUAAAGAUUGACACCAAAAUCACAACACAGAGCACAGCAGGAGCCAGAAAUUUAGAUCUCAAAAGUGAUUUGUAUAUUGGAGGAGUGGCCAAAGAAAUGUUUAAAUCCUUGCCCAAACUGGUGCAUGCAAAGGAGGGAUUCCAAGGCUGCCUUGCAUCAGUUGACUUGAAUGGACGGCUCCCUGAUCUCAUCUCAGAUGCUCUCUUCUGCAAUGGGCAAAUAGAAAGAGGAUGUGAAGGCCCCAGCACAACAUGCCAAGAGGACUCCUGUGCAAACCAGGGCGUGUGCUUACAGCAGUGGGAUGGAUUCAGUUGUGACUGCAGUAUGACCUCCUUUAGUGGACCAUUAUGCAAUGACCCGGGGACAACAUAUAUCUUUAGCAAAGGUGGUGGACAAAUCACUUACACGUGGCCUCCCAACGACCGGCCGAGCACUCGAGCGGACAGACUGGCAAUAGGGUUUAGCACUGUGCAAAAAGAGGCUGUGCUGGUGCGAGUGGACAGUUCUACUGGCCUUGGAGAUUAUUUAGAGCUGCAUAUUCACCAGGGAAAAAUUGGAGUUAAAUUUAACGUUGGGACGGAUGACAUCGCCAUCGAAGAGAUGAAUGCCAUCAUUAACGAUGGGAAGUACCACGUGGUUCGCUUCACAAGGAGUGGUGGCAAUGCCACCCUACAGGUGGACAACUGGCCUGUCAUCGAGCGUUACCCAGCAGGAAACAAUGAUAACGAGCGCCUGGCGAUUGCUAGACAGCGAAUUCCAUAUCGACUUGGUCGAGUAGUUGAUGAAUGGCUACUCGACAAAGGGCGUCAGCUCACAAUCUUCAAUAGCCAAGCAACCAUAAAAAUUGGAGGCAAGGAACGUGGCCACCCUUUCCAAGGCCAGCUCUCUGGUCUUUACUACAAUGGCUUGAAAGUUCUGAAUAUGGCAGCAGAAAAUGAUGCCAACAUCGUGAUAGAAGGAAAUGUGAGACUUGUUGGUGAAGUGCCUUCCUCUAUGACAACCGAGUCCACAGCCACCGCAAUGCAGUCGGAGAUGUCCACGUCAGUCAUGGAAACAACCACCACCUUGGCCACAAGCACCGCCAGAAGAGGAAAGGCUCCGACCAAAGAACCCAUUGGUCAGACUACAGAUGACAUCCUGGUGGCCUCGGCUGAAUGUCCUAGCGAUGAUGAGGACAUCGACCCCUGUGAGCCGAGCUCAGCAAACCCUACCAGGGCAGGAGGAGGAAGGGAGUACCCCGGCUCAUCCGAGGUGAUCCGUGAAUCCAGCAGCACGACAGGCAUGGUGGUUGGGAUUGUGGCAGCGGCGGCGCUGUGCAUCCUCAUCCUCCUCUAUGCCAUGUACAAGUACAGGAAUCGAGACGAAGGAUCCUACCACGUGGAUGAGAGUCGAAACUACAUCAGCAACUCAGCACAAUCCAACGGGGCUGUGAUCAAGGAGAAACAGCCCAACAGCGCUAAAAGUUCCAACAAAAACAAGAAAAAUAAGGAUAAGGAGUACUAUGUCUGAUUUCAACAUCUAAAAGAACGCUUGUAUAGAAAUAGUCUUCAUUUUAUCUGAGACAUAAUACAAACUUAUUUACUUUACUUUUUAUGAAGCACAUUCAAAAACAAACAAACAAACAGAAAAGACAGGGAAUGCAAUCAGAAAGGAAAGACUGUUUUUAAAAACAAGCAUUUCAUGCUCUUGUUUUUCAGAAACAGGAGCUGAUAAAUUCCCUAACAUCCACAGUGUUUUCAUUUACUCUGCCUGUCUUUAUGUUGCUGGAACGUUUCUGAAAGACAAUGAUGACACCACGCAUUCAUAAAGCAAGGAGUAUUACUACAACAUCGAGGCACAAUAUGAAAAAAAAUUCAAAUUAAAAAAAAAUAACAAAACAGGAAAAAAAAAAAAAGAAAAAAGAAGCUACCUAUGAUUCUGGAUUUAGCCAAAGUGCUAGCGCUUUCUUGAGAAGUAAGUUAGUCUUAUUGUCAGAGAAGACUGUCAUUAUAUAUGGUGACUCAACAAGCAAACAUAAAGAGUUUGCCGUCUGGUGCAGUGAAGCAGUGAUUGGAAACUUGCAUUUUGAAACAAAGUGCUGGCUUUUCUGAAGACUUAUGUAGAAAUACUUUCAAAAAGCCCCUUUCUGGUUGUGAGGAAAAUAGUACGGAGGCCUUAUUUUCAAAAACAAAAACAAAAAUCUGGAAUAUAAGGCACAUUUCCACCAAAAAAAAAAAAAAAAAAAGAAAAAAAAAGAAAAAAAAAAAAGAAAAGGAAAAAAAAGAAAAAAAAAAAAAACAAGAGGGCAUAGAUGCAAUCAUUGGGAAAUUUUCAUGCACGCUUAAUAUGUUAUUACAUAUGUUUAUAUAAAAACACAUCUAUAUGUGCUUUCUGGACUGUGAUAAGUGAUGUUUUAUAGCCUGUUGUAUAGAAAAUGCCAAUUAUAUCUGCUCUUCAGCCAUUUUUGGUAAACUCAAUGUUAUAAGUGUUGCUAGGUAUAGAGAGUUUUAUGACAUCUGGAGCAACAGACAUUCUUCAGUUUUUUUGCAGCCAUUAUAAAUUGUCCCAGACUUUUUCCCCUUUCUUUCUUUCUUUUUUUUUUUUUUCUUUUUUUUUCCUUUUUUUUUUCUUUUUUUUUUUUUUUCUUUUUUUUUUUUUUUUUUUAAUUUACAGUGUAGUGGUUAUACAAAGGGGGAUGUGUAUGAAUGUAUAUAAGAGUCAGCUAAUUUUUUUCUUACCUGUACAGCUCUAUUAUGUUGCAAUUAAGUUUCAGUAGUUUGUAUGAAAGAAGUGGACUAGAAAGCAAAAAUAUGUAUCUACUGUAAUUUGUCUUCUCCCUCCUAUCCCCAUCUCUUGCUCCUCGUAUGCAUCAAUGAAGUUGAUCAGAAUGGCCAAUUUUCCUAGGAAUACACGCUCACUAGUUAGCUAAAUAUUUAGUGACUUAAACUGGCCUUUGGCUUCCAGUCAAAGCUUCACUAUUGGAGAGCAUGGUUUGCCUUACAGAAACCUUGUUCUUAGAAAUUACGAGAAUGAUGAGUUUCUUGAGAAUCUUAGGAAGUAUCAUAUAGUGUUUAUCUGGCAUUCAUAUGAAGAACAGCUACUACAGCACUGGGUGCUAAAAGAUCUAAAGAUACCCACUGUUAUUAUCCAGGCUGAUUCUAUUGCAGACUUUAUCCCUUUCUCCAAAACGGAAAUACUCUUGAGGUGCACGAUAGUAUUUUUCAAUGGUGGGCAUUUUGACAUAUGAAAAAGUAUUUUUAGCUAAGUUGAUUGUGUAGUAUUGCAAGACAUCAUAACCAGACAGAUAUAAGUUAAUUAUGUUUUAAAGUGACACAGCUUAUCUUGCAUAUAUAAAACAUUAAUGCAUUUUUAGUUAAACAGAUGAAUUGUAAUGGUGUAAUUUACGUGUUAAGUUUGGGAUUUUUUUCUAGUAAUAUUUCAUUAGUUUCACAGCAAUAAAUCAUAACAUAGCAUUUUAUUUACACAGAAGUUCAAAGGUAAUUCAUUGGACAGAAAGAGGGUAGUUCAAUAGAAAUCAACCAAAUCAUCAGAAGGCCUCCUGGGAGGGAUAUAGAUAUUCACACUUUACAGACAGAAAGGAGAAAUUUAAAAUUAGCUUUAAACAGCAGACUCAAAACAUUUUAUUGUGUGUUACUCACUGUAGCUGAUGAAAAAAAGUUGGGAACUGGUACAGCUAUCUAUCUGGGAGCCAGAGCACUUUAAACAUACAUGUAGCUGACAUGAAAACACCUCUCUUGAAGUUUGCCAACCACAUCAAGGUGUGCCAUGUUGCAUUUGUGAAAUGACUUUUUAUUUUCAUUAACAUUUACACCAAAAUGAAAAAAAAAAAAAAAAAAACCCACACAAAAUCCAUCUGAUGUUCAUUUCUGUUGUUCACCUGUGGCACUCAUAAUUUCUCCCACCUUUACAAGACAGCUGUACUCAGGGAAUGGCAGGGGCAAGGGUGACUGGAGGUCAUUGCUGGAAGUAAGCGACUUCAGCUGGAGGGGGGAAAGAAGUUGAAAGCCAGGUGGUGUUCAGAUUUCAGUGCUUGAAGAUACCUAGAAGAAUAAGAAUAAUCUGUUGACAGGAGACUGGACAUGAGAGAAUAUGAUUUGGGCAAGAUUAAAUUGUCUUUUCUGCUUGGUAUUGAUUGAAUUAAUGAAAUAACAUUGUCAGGUCAACUUCCAGGCAGUUUGGUAGACGAAUCUUUAACUAAAUCCAUACAUCAAGAGGAAAAAAAAAAAAAAAAUCUGCUACUAUUAAAAUAAGAAAACAUGAUUUUAACACUGUUUCUGAAGGUUCUCCUUUUUCCUCUUUAAUUUCAUAAUUUAACAACAACAAAAAAUACUUAUGGAUGUAUCAGAAAUGCCAGCAAGUGGAUUUAAAAUUCCUUUUUGUUUAAAAGCAGCAGCAACAAACAAACAGACAUAAACCAACUACCUAACAUAAAAUCGGAUCCUUUCUCUAUAAUAACCUAAUUUGUUUGACUGAGAUGGCUUCAUUUCUAUGACUGUAUUGUGUUGCCUUUUUUAACAAUACACUAAAUAACGUGUGAAACUUUCAACCCUAAGACAUCAAAGAGAGGCCCAAUGCCCCUAACCUUAUAGUGCUUUCUGUGAUAGAUAUUUACAAUUUUUUUAUUUGUUGCAAGGCCAAUUUAUUCAUUAUUGGAAAUGCUAAGCGAGUGGAAUUUACUGUUUUGUUAAUAAAAAUGUUUCUUAAUACAAA